AGGAGAUGUGUCGCAUUGUGCGCCACCCUUUGAUCUGUAACACUAUACUUACACACACACACACACUGAGCUAACUUCUUCCCUGGAAAGACUUGACACCUACUGAUGGCACUUUUAAGCAUGCAGUGCAGAGCAAAUGUUCAAAACAAGUGUCUAUUUCUUUCAGAGCACACAGAAUCAUGAUGUGGUUACAGUGUUACCUUGAUUUACAAGGUACUCAACUUGUGAGCUUUUUUAAGAUGGGAGCCAUCUCCUGUCUUAUUUUGCGUGUGCCUUGAUUUGUGUGCACAGAUCAGAGUUGCAAACGAUAGAUAGUGGUGAUGAAUUUCACUAAAAGAAAAGAGAUACGCAGAUUUCGACAGGUCUCUAGGACUAGACUGUAGAGGUAUCGACCUGUUACAAACAUUCCACCAUCAUAAUGGUCCCAAAAAAGCAGCAGUCUCAGGUCUCAAUGACUACAGGCCUGUUGCCUUGACAUCUGUGGUCAUGAAGUCCUUUGAACGCCUUGCGCUGGACCACCUCAAGAGCGUCACAGGUCCCCAACUGGACCCACUGCAGUUUGCCUAUCGAGCUAACAGGUCUGCGGAUGGUGCCGUCAACAUGGUUCAGCGUCUCCCCUGCCAUCUCCAAGUGGAUCUAGAACUUCCUCACAAGCAGGACACAACAGGUGAAGCUGGGGGACACCACCUCAUCCACGCGUACUAUCAGCAUGAUGACACCACAGUCAUUGGCCUCAUCAAAGGCAGCGAUGAGUCUGUGUAUCGACAGGAAGUGGCAAGACUGGAGCUUUUAGUGUGGUCAACACAACCUGGCAUUGAACACACUAAAGACUGUAGAGAUGAUUGUGGACUUCCGGAGGCAUCCCUCACCACAGUUACCCCUGACGCUGUUCAACUGUUUUGUGUCAACCGUCGAGACCUUCAAGUUCUUGGGAAAUAUAUUUUCAGAGGACCUAAAGUGGGGAGGAACAUCAACUCCAUCCUCAAAAAACGCCCAGCAAAGGAUGUACUUCUUGUGGCUUCUGAGGAAGCACGGCCUGUCACAAGAAGUGAUAAAACAGUUCCACACAGCGGUUAUCCAAUCAGUACUGUGUACCUCUAUUACACUCUGAUUUGGGGCUUACAGGACAAACUCUGACUGAAACAGACAAUUAAAUAUACUGAAUGGAUUGUCAGCACCACCCUACCUACCCUUGAAGACUUGCAAGCCACUAGAACGAGGACAAGAGCAGGCAGAAUCCUUUCGGACCCUGCACAUCCUGGCCACAGCUCUUGCAGCUUCUUCCAUCGGGAAAGCGCUACAGCUCAAUGAAAGUCAAAAGUAGUAGGCAUUCAAACAGUUUAUUCCCUCUUACAAUUUAGUCAUUAAAUUCUUGAUCAGUGAAUGUACUAUUUUCUGCCUUGCGCCAUUGUUGGGACACACCCUCACAUCCUGCUGCUCCAGUUAGUUUUAGUAAUAUAUACCGUAGACUAUCACAUGACUCAUCAAUUUAAACUGCUCCCUUUGCACAAUUCUCAUUGCACUGGUCUAUAACUGAACCGUGAAUGGGUAAGGGCAUUGUGUACAAGCUUAACAUAAUGUGGGGUGUUGACGCACUCUUCACUGCUGUAAAUGAAAAAGACUGCAUCUUACACAAUUGUGACUCUUAUAAGGAAUAGUUCCUAUUAAUUGAAUGUCUAUUGUUCUUUGUUCGUGUGAGUUUGUUUGCUCUUCUUCUCAGUACUCAACAUGAAUGGUGUACCAGGGCGGCACUGACUGCCAGAGAUAAAUUCCUUGUGUGUCAUUACAUACUUGGGUAUUAAAUCUGG
This is a messenger RNA of Syngnathoides biaculeatus (alligator pipefish), 1808 nucleotides long. RefSeq lists its product as uncharacterized. The record is from RefSeq and is a predicted model, not a curated record. Bases 487 to 1137 code for a protein of 216 amino acids. The transcript has 2 exons. Lineage: Eukaryota; Metazoa; Chordata; Actinopteri; Syngnathiformes; Syngnathidae.